Molecule: messenger RNA, 2290 nt
Organism: Cotesia glomerata
Lineage: Eukaryota; Metazoa; Arthropoda; Insecta; Hymenoptera; Braconidae
Exons: 10
Coding region: 96-2198 (700 amino acids)
Source: RefSeq, a predicted model, not a curated record
CCCAAAGUGUCUUGUCAGUGAAUUCUUGAAGUUAUUAAAUUAAUGAGCUAGAGUCGUUUAUUUCUUUCUUAAUCAUCAUCUAGGUUCAUCCAAAAAUGGGUCCCUUGCCAUUGUUAGUGUUGUUCUCAAUUCUGGGGAAUAAUCUGCAAUCAAACGCUUUUCCAAGUCUUUCCAGCAUCAGAAGCAUCAACGAAUUCAACAAUGCCAUAGCUGCGACUCUCUACGAAGCUCACAAGCUCUCCUUAACUCAACCCGAUUCGAUAAACAAACUCGGGCUGUUGUUGAACGACACGAAUUUGGUGGCUCAACAUGUCAUCGGUAAUCACCUUAUCGCGCUAUCAGAGUCAAUGCAGGAAUCACUGGACCCGUUGAUCGAAGCGCAUAAAGAUUCAUGGAACUUCAACGACGUUACGACAAAACUGGUUAAUUCCUUUGAACAAUUCGAUCAAUUCUUUAAUACCUUCACCGCAUUGGUAGCUUACGACACCAUCGAAGAUUCUAGUUACAACCAGGUUAAUGAAGAAGCGUUCGGAAAUUUCGUUUCCGAAAUCAUUAACGACAACAAAUUGGAGAAUAUCAUCACCUCAAUUUAUGAAGCGGUGACACCAAGAGAGUCUAACAAUACAUUUACCUUCCUUCGAGACUAUCUCAAAGAAUUUGAUAAGAAUUUUAAGAAUUAUGAACGAUGUGAUUUUACCAUUCCGGUGCAGGAUAACAUCAAGAACGUCUACGAUCUGGUGGUUCUUAACGAAAUCCGGGGAUUCGCGAUGAUUCUUUUUGCUCUGAAUUAUCAGCAAAUAACUGACGGAGUCACCAAUGAAAAUGCUAUUUCCGAAAAAAUAUCGAGUUUUAUGGAGCGAGUCCACACAACGCUUGGUGUAGCAAAAACGUUGACAUCCAACGCUAGGAUAGAUUUACUUGCCUGUGAUCCGAAUCAGCAUGUACUAGAUGAAACUUGUUUCAGAUUGGAAGAUUUGUUCACUAAGUAUUUUGCAAACGAACAACAAUUGUCUGAUACAACCGACGUUAAUUUCAAGUCCUUUUCCACUUACAACCGCGUUGAGUGCUUAGAUGAAACGAGCAACAGCAAUGCAUUACAUCUUAAGUAUUACUGCCCUGAGCGACAAUGCUUUGGGAAAAUACACGACUGCAGAACCGUGUCUCAAAUGCCGGCGUUCUGCGAAUCGCCAUACAAAUCAGGUCCUCGGUAUCUGUGGGCCGUAGACAAAUACAACAGCACGAAUAUUGAGAACUGUCCUGGAGAAUUCAUCGAUACGAUGACUAAAUCUUCAUACAGGAGCUUGAUGUGCCAGUGCUCUGAAGAAGGCGCGGAGUCGGAAGCGACUCGGGCUAUCAAUAUGAAUCCGCAAAUGGCGGAUUUCAAAAAUAACAUGGUGGUUACAAACGUGAGAUUCUUAAAACAAGACAACAUGAUCCACCUCCAAAUCGAGCAAGGAGCUUUACUACCCGAGGCCAAGAUCGACCCAGACACUGUAGAAAUAGUUCCAGUUGGCAGAUUUCGUUACUUAAAAGACACAGACACUGGAUCAUUCGUUAUGAUCAACCCUAGUGAUUAUGAUGAUGAAAUCUACCUAAAGUACGACACUAACUAUACCUUUAUCACUCACGACCACAACGUGCUUCACCUAGACGAAAUCAACGUCGACAGAGGCUACGUCAUAACAGGCGUCAGACUACGAAACUCGGAUUUCAACCCCGAAAAUGGAAUCAACACCUCGCCAAUCGAGUUGCAGGUACAUGCAACUAAAUUCGAUUACCACAAGGGUAUCUUACGUCCGGAUCUCUCUAAAGGAACGGUAUGGAUCACGCCCAAGAACUUGGACAACCGUCCCGGGUACACAAGCGAAAGGGAAUUGUUGGACUUGUCGAAUAUGGAAGAUUCGAUGACUGAAGAAUUCAUCAAUGUAGUGGAUUCACUGCCCAAUCAAGAGAUCGAAUUCCAGCCUUCGGCCGUCAGUGGAAACUUGGGACAAACUACCAUUCCGUACUUCGAUGCGCGAGCACCUGCAGUAAACAACCUCAGAGCACUGAAAGGAGUAGGAAUUAUCCAUAGAGGAGUUGAUGGAUUCGGAGGAUUUUUAGCUCCGAAGUUAAUGACUAUUAAUCAUACUGAGUAUGCCUUAGCCGGUGUAAAAACUGCAGAUAAGAAGAAGUGGAUGAAGGAAUGGUUGAAAUAAGGUGCUUCUCUAUUGUAAAUUCUAAUUGAAUUCCUUGUUAAAAUUACUUUAUGUAACUACUUUUAGUAAACAAUAAAGAUGAUGUAAACUAA